UCAUUUUCCUUGCGGAGACGUUUUCCGGCCCCGAAAAAUAGCAAAGUGUUAUCUGCCAGGUGAUAAGCACCCUCCUAACUCUCGCGACACGUUGGCACGACCUUCUUCUUGACUGCACCCGAGCUAGGGGUGGUUCUGCAACUCGUUGAGUCGAGAGAGAAGGAGAGAGAGAGAGGAAAAGAGAGAGAGGAAAAGAGAGACGAAAAGAGAGAAAGAGAGGACGAAAAUAUGAGGGGGAAAGAGGAAAGCGCGAUAGGGGAAAAGUGAAGGAAACCCCAACCCCAACCUACAGGACCUGCGAAGGAUAUUUGGAAUAACAAAGAUGAGAUGGGAUGCUGGGCUGUAUUUUAUCCUGAUGCUCUGCUACCUUCUGCCCGAUCUUUCCACAGCAUUUGUUGAAGCGAAAGGAUGCAACCGAACUGUUAGAAGUUCAGUUGGAUGGAUCCGAUGGACAGGGCGAAUGGGAAGAUGUGUUGUACGAAUCAGGGCACCUCUACGAGAUCCGCAGGUGAUUGAACUCAGAAUAAGAAGACUUCAAGUAGGCGUUUUGAAAAAUUCAAAAUGCGAAGGAGCUUAUAUCCAACUUUCUGAAGAUGGUGAAGAUUUAGAGGAUGAUGCAGGGCGAUACUGUGGGCAUGUUACGACAAAUACAACCAGAUUGUUUUUGAGAAGAGGUCCUGACUUGACAAUAGUGAUGGAUUCAGAGACGAAGUUUGCAGCAGAGAACCCUGUGAUAUUUUCUGCCCAGUUCUCAAUUUUACCGGUACGUUUAGCAAACGAGCGACAUCGGGGGCCAUCCCCCUCGGCUAGUGAAUGCCCUCUCGAAUGUAGUAAUCGAAACGACCGUAGGACAUGUCGCCUAGUUUCACCAGGUUAUCCUGGGGUUUAUCCACGAGGCAUCAGAUGCAGAAUUGCUCUCGAAUCCAGCACAGGCCAAUUUAGAAUCGGCGGUGAAGCCGAAGACCUUUACAGCCUAAUGAACUACACUCAUCAAGAUGGAUGUAAUACGGAAAACUGCGAGGAACUUCUCGAACCCGAGGGUGCCGUAUUCGGAACGAAAACAAGUUACUUCGAGGGCGCCAGAGUACGAUCCUCAAGGAGCGCGGAUGCGAAACGAGACGAGGAGGACGAGAUCAUAAUCGGUCAGAACAACCGUCCUCACCAGAAGUCAAAGAUAAAGAAACACCGUCGAAAACCGAAGGGUCACAAAACGAGGGUGAAUGAGGGUAGGAAAAGGAUCGAGACUGAUGGGGAGGACACAUCGAAAACCCAUGAAAGCUUCAAAAGCGAUAAGCUAAAUCGAAACGGGAUACCCGGGACCGGGACCGGGAAGUCAUCAGUGAUCCCAUCCAAGCACGUAAAACACAUGGAGCAUUAUUUGGACCAUGAUGUCCAACAAAGGACCUUUCAAUCCAGCCGAUUUCGACACGAAGGACGUUCUCGAGAAAAGGUUCUGACCUUUGGCGACUGGAAAGCAGUCAACCCUCAAAACGAACCCUUACAAAUCGGAAUCAACGAAAAUCCGGAUAAGAUCCAUCAUUUCGAUAACGAACUGAUCGUGAGCAAAUUCCGGAAAAAUGUCAAUCUGAGACGAUACCGGCCUCAGGACAAACUGGGAAGUUCCAAUUGUGUGGGGGACUAUCUGGCGCUACUUGAAAACGUGAAUGGGAGGAUUCUGGAAAUAUCGAAAUUUUGUGGUGAGGGUCGAGUGCCCCAGAUUUUAUCUUGGGGGAAGAAUGUCAUUGUGGAGUUCUUUGCCAGCAGCGAUGGAACCAUAAUGCAUGAUGGGUUCCAGUUGACUCUGCAGGAAACAGAAGCCACUGGCUCAACAGGAUUGGGUCCAGAGAAGAACUGCGAAUUUGUUUUCAGGAGUUCUGAUAAGUCGAGGGAGACUCUAAAAUCGAUGCAGCAUUGGUAUCCGCCGAAUACAAUUUGUAGUUACAAAUUCUUGGGGAAAGGUACGGAGAAGGUUUCGGUACAGCUGAAGAUUGUGAGGGACGAUUUGUUUAAUGAAGCGAAUGAUUUGAUGAAAAAGAAUAACUCGGGGAAUUACUGCACUGGGAAUGAAAUAACGAUUUAUAAUGGAGCCUAUGAGAAUAAUAGUCUUAUGGUCUGGUCCUAUUGUGAUUCUUCGCAAGCUGACAUCAAUAAUAUUCAGGUGCCCAUUAUUUCGAGCGGAAAUUCUCUUCUGAUUCAGUACUACAGUGCAAAAGGGUCAUACGAUGGCCAGGAAUUCAAAUACACAAUUACCUACAAAUUCAUAAAAAAAUCGCAAAAUGUAACCAAGAGGCGGCAAGUUUCAAUCGAAGAAACGAAAUUAAUUUCCCUGAGACCUGUGAAUUUUUCUGCCUUGAAUUUGAAUGAGAGUGAAAUUUGCGACUGCGAUAUAACCGACAGAAUUGGAAGCUUCAAAAGUUGGUUUAUGGUCCUCGUUGUUCUCGGGGUCAUUUCAUUUUUAGGAGCGGUAUUUACGAUUGUUGCCGUCCUGACCAAGUGCUUAAAAAUGCGCGCCGCGGAAAAAAGAUUACUGCAAACGCCGAAGCGGUGUAUUUAAACAGAAGAAAUUAAAGUUAGAAAACGAAAGACAAACAGUUGAGAAGACGAGAGAUUUUUACAAACCACCGAGAGUGGUUUUCUUGUGAGAGCAUAUAUGCAUAUCAUUAAAUGCUUGUGUAAUAUUUAUCGAGAAGAAAGUACUGCGCAGACUCUUUUUUUUUAAAAAGAAGGAAUCAGAAAAAUCUUCACUUAUCUUUUGCUCAUUUUGUAUUAAAAAUAGUGCUUAGCGUUUGACCGGUUAAGGCUCUUAAAAUGCCUUGGGUUUUCGCCAGAUACAUAAUAGGUCUAAAAAAUUGCAAUUUUUAAUGUAAUAUUUUAACCACUUAAUCUAAAGCGAGUUAUAUGGGUCGACACAGAGAGAUUUUUUCGAAACAUGUUUUUUUUUUAAAUUGAAAUUUGAUUCUUUAUUGCGCCUGAAACAUGCACCAGGAUAGCUAUUGUGUACACACAAAAGCUAUAGCCUUGCAUUUUACAGGCGCAAAAACAAUUUUUAAUUAAAAGAACAAUAAGAACAUUUUUCAAGAAAAUUUUUUGUUCCGGUUGUUAUAAUUUUCUUUAGAUUAUGUGAUUAAAAUAUUACAUGAAAUAAUACAUUUUUGUAGACGUGUUAUGGAUCUGACGAAAGCCCGAGUCAUUUUAUGAGCCUUAAGCGUUUAAGCAAUUCGAAUCAUUCGAUUCACUUUUCCAUCGUUUUCAUCUUCUUUUUUUUAUUUAAACUAAAUUCACAUAGUUAAAUUUUUCAGGUUAAUAUUUGAAAAAAGACGUUAUUUGAAAUAUUCUGAAGCAGGGCCUAUCAUUUUUCAAAUUUCGGACCCCACUUAGAAGAAGAAAAAAAAUUUUUCUUCAACUUUAUUGAUAACAGGAUUCACAGACCAAAAUGCUUUGGAAAAAAAGAUUCCAGGAAUAAUAUUAGGAGGAUUUCAUCUGUUGUUACUAAUUUUAAUGAAGAUUCUAGUAUCAGUUAUAUUAU
Belonocnema kinseyi is the source of this 3526-nucleotide messenger RNA. RefSeq lists its product as uncharacterized. The record is from RefSeq and is a predicted model, not a curated record. Bases 323 to 2554 code for a protein of 743 amino acids. Lineage: Eukaryota; Metazoa; Arthropoda; Insecta; Hymenoptera; Cynipidae. The transcript has 7 exons. Gene Ontology annotation, cellular component: plasma membrane.